AUCAAUAAAUAAGUUGAGGGUUUAAAGUGUCAGUGGUUGCCACCUUGAAUGUUUUUUAUGCAAUUUUCCCGUUUCUUAUUCAACACAAUUUGUGGGUUACUAGGUUAUUGUCUUGCAAGACACGUUAUCCUCUGUCCUGAUGGUACAAUAAGAACAUUUGCAUGGAGAAGGGAAACAAAAAGAAGGAAGAAGGACGAUCUCUUCUUAGAUGAUGGAAACAAAAUGUCUCUCCUGGAUUUGCCCAACUUAACCUUGGGCUGCAUCUUAGAGAAGCUCUCUGCAUCUGAGCUAUGUGGUAUGGCUUGUGUCUGCUCCGAGCUAAGGGACAUAUGCGUGAGCGAUCAUUUCUGGAAGAAGCUCAUGGAGAAGAAAUGGGGGAGACUAAUGGGUGCUGCAGCGACUCAAGAGUGGAAAUCUCAUGUCGACGCCAUGUUAAUGGGACGUCCCAGUUGCGGCAGCAAGAGACGUCGUUCAUCAUCAUCUCGAGUAGCUAUUGAUUCAGUGAUGUACUGGUACUCAAAUCUUGAGAGUGGCAAGUUCUGGUUUAGUGCUCAGGUCAAAAAGAACAAUAUCGUGUCUAUUCGACUCGGGAAGUCUUAUUACGAUGCUAAAGUCAGAUACGAUUCAAAGACUGAUACAUUUGAAGCAAGAAGAACCAGCGCGGGACUUGGCCGGCCUGCGGCGGAGGUAAAUGUGACGUGGCAAAUGCUGAGUCCGCCUUUAACCGAUAAAGAGUCACGUGUUUUACACUUGUCCGACUCUUUGCAAGGACUCGGACCAGAUUACUGUUUCGAGAUUCAGUGGAGAAAAACCGAAGAGCUCCCUUAUGAGGAUAUAUUUUCCCGUGUAGGCUGGUGGCUUGGCUUCGUGGGUCACCUGCAAAACUGCCACAGAACAGGAAACUGUUGUUGCCUCUCUCACGAGAAUGUGGUGCUGACAUUCAACCGGCUCCUGUCAGAGUCGCCGCCGCCGGCAUAUAUGGUGGUAAACCGAAAGAAUUACCGUGAGUGUGGGAACGAAGCCAAGGGCUUUUACGGCGGACUAAGGAAUUUGGGUAGUGUAACAGAUUUUCUCAAAAAAAACAAACCAUAGAUUUUGCUCUUCGGUUGCAAAGAUCAUUAGGAACUACUAAUGAAGAAGGCCAUCAUAGGGUCUAACUGGUGACCGUCUCGGGAAUAGUAGGAACAAAAAGGAAAAUAAUUGAUGGGAAUAAAAUUAUGGGAAUGAUGAGGAAUGGUUAUUCCAUAUCAAAUUUAGUGAGAAAUAAAUUUGUUCUUUAAUUCUCUACAAUAAAAGGAAUGAGAAGGAAUGACUAUUCCUAAUGAAUGGUAAAAUUUGUUAGGAACAUUAAGGAAUGCAUUAUUCCUCUUCAUUCCUUGAACAUUAAGGAAUGCAUUAUUCCUCU
Molecule: messenger RNA, 1405 nt
Organism: Raphanus sativus (radish)
Lineage: Eukaryota; Viridiplantae; Streptophyta; Magnoliopsida; Brassicales; Brassicaceae
Product: F-box protein At2g41170
Exons: 6
Coding region: 49-1092 (347 amino acids)
Molecular function (GO): protein binding
Source: RefSeq, a predicted model, not a curated record